AUGAAGAUCAACGUGAAAACCGUCCAAGGAACUUCGAGUGAAUAUGAAGUCCAAGAUGCCACCACCAUUGGCCAACUUAAGGAAAUGAUUCAUGAAAAGCAAAACAUUGAUGCCGCAAGCAUUUCGUUAGUUUUGAAGUCAAGAAUGUUAAAAGACGACACCCAGACAAUCCAAGCGGUCGGCAUUAAAGAAAACGAUUUCGUUAUUAUGGUCGUGAGAAAGAAUACUGUUGCUCCUCCUCCUCAACCAGCCCCCGUCCAACAACCAACUCCAGUACAACCAACACCACAACCAGUCCCCGUUCAACAACCAGUCCAGCCACAACAACCAGCUUCAAAUCCCGUUAACAUAUUUGAAAGACAACCAACUCAGCAACAAGCUGCUGUUGAACCAACUGAAGCAAAUAUCACUCAAUUGAUCGAAAUGGGCUUCCCAAGAGAUGAUGCCAUUAAGGCUCUUAAAAAGGCACAAAACAACACAAACGUUGCUGCCGAAUUCUUGUUGAGUGGUACUAAUCUCGACCAAAUUCCUGACCAACCCCAAGGCGAAGAAGGUGGAGUCCCUAUCACCGCUCUCACUCGUGAGCAAUUCGUCCAACUUUGCAAUGAAAGACCAGAAGUUUUACAACCACUGUUGAACCCAAUUCAAGCCGACAACCCUCAGUUGGCUCAAAUGAUCCAGGCGAACCCAGGUAUGCUCUACGACAUUAUCAAAACCCACCAAAACGAUCAACAGCAACAACAACCAAUGCCUUCACAACCAAUCCCUCAACAACCAAGUCAGCCAAUUCAACCAUCCCAACCAAUACAACAACCCACUCAACCAGCACAACCUACUCAACCAGCUGGACCACAACUCUCUGCUGAAGACAAUGCGGCGAUCGACAGACUGACUGGACUUGGGUUCUCAAAGGCUCAGGCCAUCCAGGCGUAUGUCGCGUGUGAUAAAAAUGAAAACCUCGCUGCAAAUUUCCUGCUCGAUGGAUUUGAUUAA
Entamoeba invadens IP1 is the source of this 993-nucleotide messenger RNA. RefSeq names its product UV excision repair protein rad23, putative. Gene Ontology annotation, molecular function: damaged DNA binding; proteasome binding; polyubiquitin modification-dependent protein binding. Bases 1 to 993 code for a protein of 330 amino acids. Lineage: Eukaryota; Evosea; Mastigamoebida; Endamoebidae. Gene Ontology annotation, biological process: nucleotide-excision repair; proteasome-mediated ubiquitin-dependent protein catabolic process. The transcript is spliced from 2 exons. Gene Ontology annotation, cellular component: cytosol; nucleoplasm. The record is from RefSeq and is a predicted model, not a curated record.